Molecule: messenger RNA, 903 nt
Organism: Pseudovirgaria hyperparasitica
Lineage: Eukaryota; Fungi; Ascomycota; Dothideomycetes; Acrospermales; Acrospermaceae
Product: Aldo/keto reductase
Exons: 2
Coding region: 1-903 (300 amino acids)
Cellular component (GO): cytosol
Molecular function (GO): aldose reductase (NADPH) activity
Source: RefSeq, a predicted model, not a curated record
AUGGCGUCCAACCUCCAGCACACAAAGUCUACGGUCAAGCUCAAUACAGGCGCGUCCAUGCCCAUGGUCGGCCUAGGCACCUGGCAAUCGAAACCCAAUGAAGUUCGUGAUGCGGUAAAAGUCGCUCUGCAAAAGGGCUAUCGCCACAUCGACACAGCCUUGGCCUACGGCAACGAGGCUGAGGUGGGACAAGGAAUUAAAGAUUCUGGCGUGCCCCGUGAGGAGAUCUGGAUAACGACCAAGUUGAACAAUACAUGGCAUCACAUUGUGCCAGAAGCGAUUGACUCGUCUCUGAAGUCUUUAGGUGUCGAGUAUGUCGACCUCUACCUUAUGCAUUGGCCCAGCAGCACCGAUCCCAAUGACACGAAGAAGCACCUGCCAGACUGGAACUUCGUCAAGACCUGGAACGAAAUGCAGAAGAUCCCCACAAGCAAAGCACGCAAUAUCGGAGUAUCAAACUUCAGCAUCACACAUCUCGAGCAAGUCUUCGCAGACCCGGGCUUCAAGACCACCCCGGCGGUGAAUCAGAUCGAACUCCAUCCCAAUAACCCCUCGCCCAAGCUUCUUAGCUACCUCUCCUCGAGGGGUAUUCAUGCUACGGCGUAUUCUUGCCUAGGGUCCACUGACUCGCCACUCUACAAGAAUGCCACCUUGAAAGCAAUUGCUGAGGAGAAAGGCAAGACGGUGCAGCAGGUGUUGCUGAUGUGGGGCUUGCAGCGAGGCACAAGCGUCAUUCCGAAGAGUGUGACAAAAGAAAGAAUCGAGGCGAACUUUGAGCUUGAUGGAUGGGAGCUCAGUGAGCAGGAGAUGGAGAAGAUUAGUGCGAUGCCUGAGAGGUUCAAGGUCUGUGGGGAUGCGUGGCUCCCAGAAGGGGUCAAGGUGUUUUUGGGAGAGGAUGAGUGA